AUGCCGUAUGUGCAUCCUGUGUCGCACAAUUUGAAGAAGAUUGGUCGCAAGCAUGGGGUUGACGUCGUGCUCACAGCCCCCUGCAAACUGGCCAAGCUGUGCUCCAAGGAAUUCAGUGAUUUACUACGACGUUCUGUUUCUGCAGUGAGUGUCAUCACGCUAGAUGACAAAUGCAUAUGGGGCACUAAGCUAGGCCUAUACACUUGCUCCCAGGUGAAGGAAGGCAUCCUGCCACUGGACAAUGAGACGGUGGUCGACCGUACGCGCAGCAACUGCAGCUCUCCUCUUGGCGAGCAGACCCUUGUUCUGCUCUUUGGCAACAACAGCCUCUCCUUGGUAUUUGCCAAGAAUGCCACAGUCUACCUGCACAAGGUCUUUGUCGACUUCUUCUUCACCUCGGAGCUCUUCCCAAAUGCUUCCAAGCCAGAGGAGCACUUGACGGUGUACAACGACACGCUCAUGCUGUACAGUGUCCCAGAGGAGCGGUCCUACCACUGUAAGGUAGACCAGCCUGUCUACAUUGGUGCCAAUGUCACCUUGGAUGUGCUCAGUGUGCAGCUGCAAGCUUUUAGAAACACCACCUCUGAGGCUGCAGGACAGUUUGGUGACGCUGUGGAGUGCUCGGCAGGCGACAUCAGCAACAUCGUGCCCAUUGCGGUUGGCUCUGCACUGGCAGCCCUGGUGAUCAUUGUGCUCAUUGCCUACCUCAUUGGGCGCAGCAAGAGCCGACAGAAGGGAUACCAGUCAGUCUAGGAGUGGCCCUUCUCGUUGUUCGUUUUGUUUUCACUUCUCUUUCCCUGAACUGGAGAUAUGUUACUUUUUUUCUGCUCCUUCCCUGUUAAUUGGUACGCACGCAUCUUGUGCGACUGUCACUGGUGCCCAGCAUCCAGACGGGCACUGUUGCCUAGCACACCUGCGGUAUGCGGCGACACUUAUUGGCUACAUGUGCGCAGCUUCGCAAUUGAUUCAUGUGGCUACAAAUACUUUUAAUGCGCAGGUUUUCCUUCUUGUGUUGCAGACAGUGUACAUAUGGGGAAGGAGCCUUAAACGUUGGUUCCUAUGUGUAGUUCGUUCAUUUCCUAGGUUUUUAAUUGUAAUGAGCUGGGGGGAGGAAAAGAACGCUGCCCCCGACUGUAGUAUGCCACGAUUGAUGUGAGGUCCCGGUACCCUCUUUGGCAGAAGUACUUUUCAUGUUUGAGUGUUUUUACUGAAAGUUAAUAAACAGCUACUUUCUA
Molecule: messenger RNA, 1235 nt
Organism: Rhipicephalus sanguineus (brown dog tick)
Lineage: Eukaryota; Metazoa; Arthropoda; Arachnida; Ixodida; Ixodidae
Product: lysosome-associated membrane glycoprotein 1-like
Exons: 4
Coding region: 1-753 (250 amino acids)
Cellular component (GO): membrane
Source: RefSeq, a predicted model, not a curated record